Molecule: messenger RNA, 2270 nt
Organism: Anthonomus grandis grandis
Lineage: Eukaryota; Metazoa; Arthropoda; Insecta; Coleoptera; Curculionidae
Product: iroquois-class homeodomain protein IRX-5-like
Exons: 7
Coding region: 328-1764 (478 amino acids)
Biological process (GO): regulation of transcription by RNA polymerase II
Molecular function (GO): RNA polymerase II cis-regulatory region sequence-specific DNA binding; DNA-binding transcription factor activity, RNA polymerase II-specific
Source: RefSeq, a predicted model, not a curated record
UCUAUUCAAAAUUUGAUUAAUUUUUUUAUUAAUAACAUACAAUUUCCUUCAGAUCCCCUAAGAGUGUGAAACUAAAAUGUUAAAAACCAGCCCCGAAUGGAGGUUUUGCGUCGCGGACGCCAGCCAUUUUUGUUGCAUCAACCAAAUCCAAUAUGGCUAUUUUAAUUUUACGCUCCCAGUGUUCAAUAAGUUCAUUUUAAUAAAACAGAUCAUUUUUUAUUUAUUUCUUACGAAAAUCGAUUAUUUAUUUAAGUACUUUUUAAUGUUUAUCCUAGAACGCGUUUUAAAUGUGAAUCAUUUUUACCUGUUUACAGAUAAAGAACCAAAAUGUCCUCUCCACAGUAUGAAAUACAGGAAGCAGAGGUGGAACAUGCACGCUUUGAUACUAGCAGUGCCGAAGAAAACGAAUCCAUCUCAGAUGGAGAUCAAAUUGUCGAGCAACAAAUUAUGUACCAGUAUGAUCCCUCUGCAUUUGAAACUGAACAGUAUGAGUACGUGCAUAGGACAGUGAAAAGACGCGGGCAUUUACCAAAAGACGCGGUAAAAAUUUUGAAAAAUUGGCUCUACGAGCAUAGAUUUAACGCGUAUCCCACUGAAAUUGAAAAGCAUGUGCUUUCACAAGAAACCGGAUUGACGGUUUUGCAAAUCAGUAAUUGGUUUAUUAAUGCAAGGAGGAGGUAUUUGCCCGAUAUGAUGAGAAGAGAGGGCUAUGAUUCCAUGCAGUACACUAUCACUAGGAGGAGAAAAGCUUCUUCAAGAGAAGAUGAUGAGGGAGAGGUCGUUUACCAAAAAGUCAAUAAAAUAAUGAGAAUUCAAAGAGUGAACGAAGAUGGAGUCGAAGAGGGUCAAGUGGAGUUUGACGGAGCCGCUGGCGAAUACAUUAUUGGCGAAAACGGGAUCAUUACUCCAAAGAAAUUCAAUCCAUGGAACGCGGACAUUCACUAUGGAUUAACAGUCAAUCCAGCUGAUAGAGGAUCUACGAGUAUUGUUGAAACUCCUCAACCAAAAGUCCAAGUCACUCCAAAAACUCCCUCUCUAACGUCCAAUUUGGUUAUGGUCAAAACUGCCUCCGGGAAAAAUGUUAUUUUGAAAGUUGUUCCACAAGGGAGCGGAAAUAUACCAAAAGCGGUCAUUCUGAAGCCAACUAAGAUUAUUAAGACGCCCUCUAAGCCUCAAAUUGUGCAAACGCCCACGCAAACUGUCAAAGUUGUUACUGGCGGAUCUGCGGGAACUCCAAAAACCAUAAUCCUAAAACCCACAAAACUAAUUAAAAAGGCCGUGGUGCCGCGUCAAGUGGUUAAGCAACAAGUACAAAUGGUCGAAGAAGAAAUCGGGAUCGACGAGAGCGAGUUCGCCUGUCAGAACCUUAAAACCGAAAUGUUCGUGGAAGACGGCGUGGCGGAAGAGCCCGAACAAAUGCAGGAAAUGUUAGAGGAGGAAGUUAUACAGCAGCAGGAAGAUGUUGAACAUGAAUAUGCGGAACACGAGGUCGAUCCAGAAGUUGUUUUUGAAGAAGAGCUGGUCCAAGAAGUACAAGAGGACGAAGUAGAAGAGCUCCCCGACGAAGAAGUAGAUCACGGUGACGAAGAGGUCGUUUUAGACGAAGGCACCUUUUUAAGUGAAAACAUAUUUUGCGAAACUGUACAAGAAGAUGAACCCGAAGAAGUUUUCGUAAAUGAAGUGACACUCGAAGAAGAAGUGAAUGAAGUAACGGUGGAGGAGCAUCCCGACGAAGUAACUGUCAUAGAUGACAAUGAAAAUUAGUAAUUAAGUGUUUUUAAAUGGAUUAAGGUAUCGUUUUGCUAGUAAGCAAACUUAGUCAGAAUGUUAUAUUCUGCUUAUUAUUGGCCUGUUCAAGGGCCAAUGAAGAAUUUUUGUUGAGUUUUCUUUAUGAGACUUUGAAAAAAAAAUAAGAGGAUUUUAUUUUUACUAAUUUAGUUAACGAUCAUAUUUUAAAUCGGUCUGUUGGUUUACCAUCCGCCCUCGUUAAUGUAUCUUUAUGUCCUCAUUAUAGGUAAAUUCUAGACUUGUAAAGUAGUGGAUUGGUAACAUACUUUUUAACAUUAAUAUAUGCCUAAACAAAUAAUUUAUGUUUGUUUUCAAUGACAUUAAGUUAUGGACAAUUGGAAGAAAAACUAAUUUAUGCACUAAAAAAUUAGUUGUCGACAAAAUAGACUUUAGUAGCAGGAAUUAGCAUGGCUUUCUGUUGUUUUUAUAACCAGUUAUAUUAUUUAAGCUUAUUAGUUAAUAUAAUAAAGUUUGGUAGCAAA